Messenger RNA from Trematomus bernacchii (emerald rockcod), 3442 nucleotides. RefSeq names its product actin filament associated protein 1-like 2 (gene afap1l2). Gene Ontology annotation, cellular component: cytosol. Bases 303 to 2930 code for a protein of 875 amino acids. The transcript has 19 exons. Lineage: Eukaryota; Metazoa; Chordata; Actinopteri; Perciformes; Nototheniidae. Gene Ontology annotation, molecular function: SH3 domain binding; SH2 domain binding. Gene Ontology annotation, biological process: positive regulation of DNA-templated transcription; positive regulation of interleukin-8 production; regulation of mitotic cell cycle. The record is from RefSeq and is a predicted model, not a curated record.
UGUUAUGGGACCCAUGGGAGAACCUGAAUGACACCUGAAGGAGUCACAAAGCUGCAGUGUGGAUGCUGCAUUUGGGAGGAGGUGCGGCAAAAGUAGAUGAGGAAGACGAUGAGAGCGCUGUUGUUCCGUCAAAUCUCUCCGUGUCUAACCCAGCAGUCAGUCACUCAGCCAGUCUGUGUGUAUUGUUGAAAACGGCAGCGUCGGGCUACAAUCCGCACAAUUUCUCCGUCCCAUCACCCAGAAACUCAUCAGCAAACUUUUGGGAUUGUUUGAUUUUAUGAGUGGAGGAAAGCGGCGAGGGAAUGGAGAAGCACAAAGUGCUGGACCAGCUCCUGAUGGAGCUCCACCGCUUCCUGCUCAUCCUGGAUAAGGAGACCCUGAGUGGGAACGCCACCAUCCAGAAGGGCUUGCUCUCUGAUCUCCUCCGGUCCUACAGUUCCUCCAAUGGUGCUGAUGAAGAGUAUAUCUACAUGAACAAAGUCAUUGAUGACAGAUCAGAUGCCCUGUUCAAUGGAAAAUCAGCAAAAUAUGUCCCUGUCCCAAAGAAGAGCCUCCCUGACUUGCCGCCCCCCAGAGCAGGUGUGGUGAGUCGAGAGCCGUUCCCCUUACCUCCAGUUCCUGCUCCCGCCUGUUUAGACCCUUCAGAGAGCUACUAUGAGGAGGCUCAGCCCUACGAGGAAACUUUCAAUGAUGACGGGGAUGCAGUUAGCAGCUCGUACGAGUCCUACGAUGAGGAAGAGGUGACCAGAGGAAAGUCAGAAUCAGCGCAGCACCAGUGGCCGUCAGCGGAGGCGUCCAUUGAGCUGAUGAAGGACGCUCGGAUCUGCGCCUUCCUGUGGAGGAAGAAGUGGCUCGGACAGUGGGCCAAACAGCUGUGUGUCAUCAAAGACCAUCGCCUGCAGUGCUAUAAGAGCUCCAAGGAGCAGACGCCUCUCCUGGAUGUGAGUCUGCUGGGCUGCAGUGUGGUCUACAAGGAGAAACAGAUGAAGAGGAAAGAGCACAAAUUAAAAAUCGUUCCAGUUGGAGGGGAGGCCAUCGUGCUCGGCCUGCAGAGCAAGGAGCAGACGGAGCAGUGGCUGAAGGUGAUACAGGAGAUCAGUCCCAAGCCAGCUGAAAACUGUGACGCACAGCACUCACAGUCUGACUCCCCAAGGCUCAUUUGUACAAAGGGAGAACUGAGUGAGAGAUACUCAGUGGCUUCAGAGAGUGGAAGCAGCACUGACAGCCAUGCUGACACUCCCGAAAACAAAGAUGUGAAAAGAAAAUAUGGAGCAGGGUUGAAGUUUAGCAACCUCAUGAACAUUGGCAAGAAAAAACCCUCUUCGUUGGAGAGCCCAGAGAAAUGUGUGGACACCUCAGGCUACCUCAACGUGCUGGUGAACAGCCAAUGGCGGACCUGCUGGUGUCUUGUAAAGAAGGGGCAGCUAUGGUUUUACCAUGACAAGAGCAAGAACAAAGUGAGCCAGCCAGCAGUGAGUCUGGGGGGCUGCAGGGUCCUGCCCGACCCCAUCCCCGAGCACCUGUACUCCUUCAGGAUCAAUAUGGAUGGCAGUCAGCUGGCCACCCUGGAGGCUAAAACGUCCGCAGACAUGGGCCACUGGCUGGGCCUCCUGCUGUCCCAGACGGGGGGCAAGACGGACCCCGAGGAGCUGACAUACGACUACGUUAACGCUGAGAGGAUCUCCAGCAUCGUCAACGCUGCCAAGACUUCCUUAUACUUCAUGCAGAGGAGGUAUUCAGAGCCAAACAACUACAUAGACACCCCCCCCUCCAUGCCUCACAACUCUGAUGAACUGUAUGAUGAUGUGGCGUCUAUAGCUGAUCCAGAGGAUGCUGAUGAGUAUGUCCUGCCAGAGAGUGAGGACAACAAUCCUCAGGAACAAUUUGAGACAUGCACACAGGACAGCAAGGACUCAGAGGGAACAGAGCAGGACCCUGACAACAGGAUUUACCUGGACCUGGUCCCUGUACGCUCCUUCCUCCAUACGUCCUGCGCGGGUAAAGCCCCCCCUGCCAAAGAGACUUCUAGAGAGUCCCCAGUCCCAGUAGAGGACCCAGCAUCUCAAAUAAAAGAGGCCAACUCAACUAGCCUCACUGAGCCAGAUUCAUCACCUGUGGUAAAUGGAACAAGUUCGACCUCUAUAACCAGCAAACCAGAACCAGAGCUACCCCAGACUCCCCCUCCACCUCAGCCUCAACCAGUCAAGACCUCGUCCCAGAGCCAGGAGACCCCCAAGAGGAAUAGUGUGGGAAUCUCACAGGCAUUCACCUCCCCUGGGGUUCAGAUCAAUAAAGGUCAAACGGUUUCUACUGGACUCCCUCACAGUCCUGUCCCCCUGCGGCCCAAGGCACAUACCAUAGGGUGUCCCGGUGCAGUGGAAGGGAAACUGGGCAAGAACCGCACAGAGGCAGAUAUGCGGCGCUACAUCGAUGAGCGCGACCGCCUGGAGCGAGAGCGGGAGGAGGUGAGGAGCAGUCUGGGAAACCUGAAGAAGGAGAGGAGGGAAACCAAAGAGGAGCUCAGCGCCUGCCAAGAUCCAAAGCAGCAGGCCUCAUUAGAAGCCCGAUUGAAGCAGAAGGAGGAGGCGUGUCGGGAGGCGGAGAACCGCAGGGUGGAGGUGGAGCUACGGUUGAUGGAAGUAAAGGAAAGUCUGAAGAAGGUGGAGUCAGGGCCGUUCACACUGGGGACCACACUGGACAGCAGCCUCCAGGACUCACCUAUGCCUAAAGCAGCAACCCUGCCUGCUCUACAGUCGACAUCAUCAUCCCCAUCACCUUCAUCCCAACCCUACAACAGCAACACCAGUGCAGACCCAGGAUCCCCAGUCAACUCUGCAUCUGCACUAAAGAGCAGACCUGCUUCCAUCAUGGCCACCAAAGGAAAAGUCCUGCAGAAAGCCAUGGAGUGGGAGAAGAAAUCCACCACCUAGAGGGAAACCUGAUGACCUUUUUGAACUCUCAAAUGCACAAGUUUCUCUUGGUCUAGUCUGCUUUCUGCAACAGGAACCACUGUGUUACCAGACGGUUAAAUCAACAUUCUCCCUACUCCAUCUGGAUUCCUCAUCAACUUCUUGCCAAGACUAUAAAUCAGAGAGCCAAUCAGAGGGAUGUCUUCUCAAACACCACUGGAUAAUCUGAGUUUUAAUGACUUUUUCAUGGUUGUUUUUCUCCAUUUGCUCAAGGGAGGACAUUGAUGAAGUAGCAUUUUGGCCAGUCUAACAAUUGUUCUUGAUGAUGAUGCACGAAUGAAAACAGCCAAACAUUUUUAAACCACUGAGACCCUCUACUUAAUUGGCAAUGUUGUACACUCUAGAUUGUAGCUUGGUUCAUAUAUGCUGUUAGCCAAGAUGUAAAUAUAUUUACGCCAUUAUUCAGCCUAAUUUGGCUUGUAUUGCUAGCUAAAAAUGCACUUUUUAUUCAAAUAAAAAUGUACUGACAACAA